Messenger RNA from Choloepus didactylus (southern two-toed sloth), 6005 nucleotides. It is a transcript of the gene BRPF3, whose product is annotated as bromodomain and PHD finger containing 3. NCBI's taxonomy places the organism in Eukaryota, Metazoa, Chordata, Mammalia, Pilosa, Megalonychidae. The record is from RefSeq and is a predicted model, not a curated record. Gene Ontology annotation, biological process: regulation of transcription by RNA polymerase II. Gene Ontology annotation, cellular component: MOZ/MORF histone acetyltransferase complex. The transcript has 13 exons. Gene Ontology annotation, molecular function: protein binding. Bases 215 to 3832 code for a protein of 1205 amino acids.
CUCCUCCCCCGGGAGCGGCGGCGGCGGCGGCGGCCGGGCCGGGGCCCCAGCGCGGGCCGGGCGGGGACACGGCGGAGGCCGGCGCGGGAGGAGGCCGCGCUCCGCUCCCGGGGCCGCGCCGACCAGCUCAGCGGCUGGCCCGCCCGCGCCCAGGGGCCCCGAGCAGUGGAGCUGGGCCGGCAGCUGAGGCCUAUUUUCUUGGUUCCCAGGUGCCAUGAGGAAGCCACGCAGGAAGUUGAGGCAGAAUGCCGAGGGCCGGCGCUCCCCAUCCCCCUACAGUCUCAAGUGCUCACCCACCCGGGAGACCCUGACAUAUGCCCAGGCUCAACGGAUUGUGGAGGUGGACAUUGAUGGACGCCUCCAUCGUAUCAGUAUCUAUGACCCACUCAAGAUCAUCACAGAGGAUGAGUUGACUGCCCAGGAUAUCACUGAAUGCAACAGUAACAAAGAAAACAGUGAGCAGCCCCAGUUCCCUGGCAAGUCCAAGAAACCAUCAUCCAAGGGCAAGAAGAGGGAGUCCAGCUCCAAGCAUGCAUCUGGCAACUCCUUCCACCUCCCGCAGCCCAGCUUCCGCAUGGUUGACUCAGGCAGCCCUCCAGAAGCACCCCCGCUGCCUGCCGCCUACUAUCGCUACAUUGAGAAGCCACCUGAAGACCUGGAUGCAGAAGUAGAGUAUGACAUGGAUGAGGAGGACCUUGCCUGGCUGGACAUGGUGAACGAGAAGCGGCGAGUAGAUGGGCACAGUUUGGUGUCGGCAGAUACCUUCGAGUUGCUGGUGGACCGGCUUGAGAAGGAGUCAUACCUGGAAAGUCGCAGCAGUGGGGCCCAGCAGUCACUCAUUGAUGAAGACGCCUUCUGCUGUGUGUGCCUGGACGAUGAGUGCCACAAUAGCAACGUCAUUCUCUUCUGUGACAUCUGCAACCUGGCCGUACACCAGGAGUGCUAUGGCGUCCCCUACAUACCCGAGGGCCAGUGGCUAUGCCGCUGCUGCCUGCAGACUCCCUCCCGGCCUGUGGAUUGUGUCCUCUGCCCCAACAAGGGUGGUGCCUUUAAACAGACCAGUGAUGGGCACUGGGCCCACGUGGUGUGCGCCAUCUGGAUCCCCGAAGUCUGCUUCGCUAACACUGUGUUCCUGGAACCCAUCGAAGGCAUCAACAAUAUCCCGCCUGCUCGCUGGAAACUAACCUGCUAUAUCUGCAAGCAGAAGGGGCUGGGUGCAGCCAUCCAGUGCCAUAAGGUAAACUGCUACACAGCCUUCCAUGUGACAUGUGCACAGCGAGCUGGGCUCUUCAUGAAGAUUGAGCCUAUGCGUGAGACCAGCCUCAAUGGCACCAUUUUCACAGUACGCAAGACCGCCUACUGUGGGGCCCACUCGCCGCCAGGUGCCACCACUGCCAGGAGGAAGGGUGAUUCCCCUGGAGGCCUCAGUGAGGCUGGAGAUGAGGAAGAGCUGAAAGAGGGAGGUGGGGAAGAGGAAGAAGAAGAAGUGGAGGAAGAAGAAGAGGAAGGCCAAGGUGGAGUGGGUGGCCCCCUCAAGGUAUUGCCUAAGAAGAGCAAGAUGAGUUUAAAGCAAAAGAUCAAGAAGGAGCCAGAGGAAGCGGGUCGGGACACACCUUCCACUGUCCCCAUGGUCACUGUCCCACAGAUCCCCUCUUACAGGUUGAACAAGAUCUGUAGUGGUCUCUCCUUUCAGAGGAAAACCCAGUUCAUGCAGCGGCUUCACAACUACUGGCUAUUAAAGCGGCAGGCACGGAACGGUGUUCCCCUAAUCCGGCGCCUGCACUCCCAUCUGCAGUCUCAAAGAAAUGCUGAGCAGCAAGAGCAGGACGAGAAGACAAGUGCAGUGAAGGAAGAAUUGAAAUAUUGGCAGAAGCUCCGACAUGACUUAGAGCGAGCUCGACUGCUGAUUGAGCUAAUUCGGAAAAGAGAGAAGCUCAAGCGGGAGCAGAUUAAGGUCCAGCAGGCUGCUAUGGAGCUGGAGCUGAUGCCAUUCAAUGUUCUGUUGAGGACAACACUGGACCUGCUGCAGGAGAAGGAUCCUGCACACAUCUUUGCUGAACCCGUCAGCCUGAGUGAGGUUCCAGAUUACCUGGAAUUCAUAUCCAAGCCAAUGGAUUUUUCUACUAUGAGGCGGAAGCUGGAGUCUCAUCUGUACCGCACCUUGGAGGAAUUUGAGGAGGACUUUAACCUUAUAGUUACCAACUGCAUGAAGUAUAAUGCUAAAGACACAAUUUUCCACCGAGCAGCUGUCCGUCUACGGGACCUAGGAGGGGCCAUCCUGCGGCAUGCCCGGCGGCAGGCAGAGAACAUCGGCUAUGACCCCGAGAGGGGCACCCACUUGCCUGAGUCACCCAAACUGGAGGACUUUUAUCGCUUCUCCUGGGAAGACGUGGACAACAUCCUCAUCCCAGAGAACCGGGCCCAUUUGUCCCCAGAGGUGCAGCUGAAGGAACUGCUGGAGAAACUGGACCUGGUGAGUGCCAUGCGGUCCAGCGGGGCCCGGACUCGCCGUGUCCGGCUACUGCGCCGGGAGAUUAAUGGCCUUCGGCAGAAGCUGGCACAGCCACCACCACCACCACCACCACCACCACUAUUGAACAAGACUGUGUCCAAUGGGGAGCUGCCAGCAGGGCCCCAGGGGGAUGCGGCUGUGCUGGAGCAGGCCCUGCAGGAGCCAGAAGAUGAUGGGGACAGAGAUGACUCCAAACUUCCUGCCCCACCAACCCUGGAGCCCACUGGGCCUGCACCUUCCUUGUCUGAACAGGAAUCUCCUCCGGACCCCCCUACUCUGAAACCCAUCAAUGAUAGCAAAUCUCCAUGCCGAUUCCUAAAAUCCAGAAAGGUUGAAGAAGAUGAGCUCUUGGAAAAAUCACCACUGCAGCUAGGGAGUGAGCCUUUGCAACGCCUGCUCAAUGACAAUGGCCUCAACAGACUGUCCCUCAUGGGCCCCGACGCCCCUGCUGGUGCCCCACUCAGUGGCGUGGGGCGCCGCACAUCAGUCCUCUUCAAGAAGGCCAAGAAUGGGGUCAAGCUGCAGAGGAGCCCAGACAGAGCCCUGGAGAAUGGAGAGGACCAUGGUGUGGCAGGCUCUCCCGCCUCUCCUGCCGGCAUUGAGGAUGAGCAGCACUCCCGGAAGCGGCCACGGAGCAGGAGCUGUAGUGAGAGUGAAGGGGACAGGUCCCCCCAGCAGGAAGAAGAGACAGGCGUGACCAACGGCUUUGGAAAACACACCGAAAGUGGGUCUGACUCAGAAUGUAGUUUGGGUCUCAGCGGUGGACUGGCAUUUGAAGCCUGCAGUAGUCUGAUGCCCCCAAAACGCAGCCGUGGGAAGCCAGCCCUGUCUCGAGUGCCCUUCCUGGAAGGUGUGAAUGGAGACUCUGACUACAACAAUUCAGGCAGAAGCCUCCUGAUGCCCUUUGAAGACCGCGGAGACCUGGAGCCCCUGGAGCUGGUGUGGGCCAAGUGUCGAGGCUACCCCUCUUACCCCGCCUUGAUCAUCGAUCCCAAGAUGCCCCGGGAAGGCCUCCUGCACAAUGGCGUCCCCAUCCCUGUGCCGCCACUGGAUGUGCUGAAGCUGGGAGAACAGAAACAGGCAGAAGCUGGAGAGAAACUCUUCCUUGUCCUCUUCUUUGACAACAAGCGCACCUGGCAGUGGCUUCCGAGGGACAAAGUCCUGCCCCUGGGCGUGGAAGAUACUGUGGACAAGCUCAAGAUGCUGGAAGGCCGCAAGACCAGCAUCCGCAAAUCUGUGCAGGUGGCCUACGACCGUGCAAUGAUCCAUCUGAGCCGUGUCCGGGGGCCCCACUCCUUCGUCACCUCCAGCUACCUAUAAGGACGGGGCCUACCCUGCCUCUGCCUGCCCCAACCAGACAUGUGGCUGGCAGCUUCCCCUUUUCAUGGCAGGCCAGAGACUGGGGCUGUGUCCCCCUUCCCCCCAGUUUUGACCAACUGCUUGUUUUUCUUGCGGGCCUGCCAUGUGCCAAAAACUCCUACCUGCGGUCCUUCAGGGACUAAUCCACUAAAGAACUGGUUAGAAGUAGAAACAUCUGUGGGCUUGGGCCCAGCUAAGGACAUGGACCUGGCCUGGAGGGCAAGGGAUCCUGGGCUCUGUCCUGAGGGGCUGCCUGGUCCCCUCCACCCCACUCCCAACGAAGUACACCUCAGGGCAGCGAGACUCCUACAUUGAUCCCAGAGGUGCUGUGAAUACACUAGGGUCCCGCGGGGAAUCUCACCGAGCUCACCCUUUCUCCCCGUUGUCAUCCGUUUGCAUACCUCUUCCCUGUCCCAUCUUCUGCACCCAUGCCUGUUCUCUGUCUCUUUCCCAUGUUCCCCUCUAUGUUCCUUUCCUUACUUUCUCUUGUGCCAAACUGACAGAAAUGUAACCAAACUGGUCGUCUUAUUUAAUGUCUCUUCCCCUUGAGGCCAGCUGCUGUGCUAGGUGGGUGCCCUGCCUGGCUCCUCAGGACUGAGGCCAGCACCCCACCUGGGAUGACUCUACCAGCACCCCCUCCAUAUACACCCAUGGACUUUCAUAUCUGCUCCAAACAUGCAGCACUGAGAAUUUGUCCCCUUGGAUUGCAGGCAGGGCCCUCCUGCCCUCUUCUGGUCUCAUUGAGAGGUGGGCUGAGGCUGGGGGUGGGGCAGGCUCCAGUGAGCAGACCAGGCUGGUGGUGCUUUGUGUCCAUCUGUCCACAUGGAUGUUGAGGGUUGUGGAGGUGGAGUUCUGCAGGCCCUGCAGCUGGGGUUGUCCCCUGACCACUCCCAUCCUCUCCUCAUGGGCUUUUCUUUUUCUGCACCUGCAUCCGUAAGCCUCACUCUCCACCACCAUGCAUGGCACAGUGCCUGCAGCCAAGCAUCUUCUGUCCUGCCCAGCCUCUGCUGCUCCUGCUUCUGAACUCCAGGGAAUGCAGAGCUUCUAUGUCAAACCCUCUGUCCCCUUUCCUCUUUCCCUUCAAGCUUCUCCCCACCAUCACCUUCUCAAAAAAUGGAAGGAAAAAAAACUGUGAAUGGGGAAUGCUGACUGACGAACCACACAACUUUCAGAGGCUUUGAUGUCUGUUCUCUGGAUGUUUCUUUUCACCUCUUAAGCACCAAAGUCGCAGGGCCGGGUUGCAGGCCACUGAUCGCCAUGUUGAUUUUUAUUAACCUGAUGUUCUUUUUAAUUGUUUAAAUUUUUCAUAGGGGAGUUUUGGACAAAACGAAGUCACUGGGGAGUCACUGCCAUUUUUACACAGUUGACUUUUUAAAAAUACAACCAACUAACCACCACAACUUCUUAUACAUUUGGGACAUGAGCCAGAGUUUAAAAGGAAACCAACAAAACUAUCUGUAACAUAAAGGAUGGGGUUUUGGAUUUUGUACAAUAAUAAAAAUACAAUACAGCAUAUAGCUAGGGAAGGACGUGGUGUAUAUAAUUGUAAAAUACUGUUCUAAAUUAUUCAGGCCUCUAGUUUCCAUUAUUGGGGUCCUCCAUUGUGUGGCUGAGUAUUUUAAAUGCACACAGUGUCGUUUAUUAAAGGAGCCAAUGCUUCCCCCUUCCCCAGGUAGUUUGGUCAGCUGUGGACUUUGUGACCUGUGUCUAAACUUGUGUUUUAUGAUCUUGGGGCUUUCACUCUCUUUCUAUUUCUAUCUCUAUGUCUAUCAAUCGCUUUCCCCAACGCUUUCUCUUUUUUUGUCUCUUUUAUUCAGUCUCUGAAUCUUUUAGUCUCUCUCUGAGUCUCCUUUUUAAAAAUGCUCUUUUAGAACGGGAAACGGCUCAGAUCCUGCUGUGGCAUGGGGCCUACGUGUCUCUGUCGCGUCUGCUGUGAAGCACAUGAUGCUCUAUUUAUUGUAGAAAGUGACUUUAUUUGCUUUCUAGAAUUGUUUAUAACAGAUGCUAUAAGAGAGGUAAUAAACAAAAAAAUCUAUGCUUGUAAAGAAUACAAAAGUUAAUUUUACCUACUAUAAUAUGACUGUCUGAAACUUAUUUUCUCUCCGAGAAAUAAAUGUUCUAAUGGGCAGCAGUU